Molecule: messenger RNA, 306 nt
Organism: Ustilago hordei
Lineage: Eukaryota; Fungi; Basidiomycota; Ustilaginomycetes; Ustilaginales; Ustilaginaceae
Exons: 1
Coding region: 1-306 (101 amino acids)
Source: RefSeq, a predicted model, not a curated record
AUGCCGAACAAGUUGCGGAAAGCCUUAGCUGACGGUUAUCCCUUUCCGCACCCGCCUAUGAGCGGAACCUGGCCAAGCUUCCGUGCCGAGGCUGACAUCCCUUCAGCUUAUGAAAGCUUGACAAGAGCCUCACGCUCCUUGCAGAACGGAAGCACCUCUACACCAAUCACUUCACCCGCUCCUCUUUGGAACGGCGAUGCCGUCUCAAGCUGUCCCGCUCUCAUCGCCGCCUCACAACAAACCACAGCUCAGCUCUCAUCUGCGUCUCUCAGCGGACCGCACCCAAAUCAACCACUUGACGCAUAA